Molecule: messenger RNA, 2449 nt
Organism: Neopelma chrysocephalum (saffron-crested tyrant-manakin)
Lineage: Eukaryota; Metazoa; Chordata; Aves; Passeriformes; Pipridae
Gene: ARL5B
Product: ADP ribosylation factor like GTPase 5B
Exons: 6
Coding region: 16-903 (295 amino acids)
Biological process (GO): protein localization to Golgi membrane; intracellular protein transport; vesicle-mediated transport
Cellular component (GO): cytoplasm; trans-Golgi network
Molecular function (GO): GTPase activity; GTP binding
Source: RefSeq, a predicted model, not a curated record
UCAGGGGAAUGAGGAAUGGGGGCUGUGAUCAGUUCAUCACAUAUUGUCUCUGCCACUCCUUCCUCCUCAAGGGGAGGACUCCUUCCCCUGCUCUGGUGUGGGGUCUCUCCAAUGGAAGACAGUCUUCCACAGGCUUCUCUGAUGUGUGUUUUUCCCAUGAUCUUCAGUUCUUCAUUAGCUGCUCCAGCAUGUGCCUUCCACAAGGUGCAGUCCUUCAGGAACAGGCUGUUUCAGCAUGGAUCCCCCACGAGGCCACAAGUACUGCCAGCAAACCUAUUCCAAAAUGGGCUCCUCUCUCUACGGGUCCACAAGUCUUGCAAGGAGACUGCUCCAACAUUGGCAUCCCAUGGGGUCACAGCCAUCUUUGAGCAUCCACCUGCUCUGGCAUGGGAUCCUCCACAUCCUGCGAAGCACAAAGUAAUCAUAGUGGGACUUGAUAAUGCUGGAAAGACUACUAUUCUUUACCAGUUUUUAAUGAAUGAGGUGGUUCAUACUUCUCCAACCAUAGGAAGCAAUGUAGAAGAAAUAGUGGUGAAAAACACUCAUUUCUUAAUGUGGGAUAUUGGAGGACAAGAAUCGUUACGGUCAUCGUGGAAUACCUAUUAUUCAAACACAGAGUUCAUCAUUCUGGUUGUUGACAGCAUUGAUAGAGAGCGACUUUCUAUUACAAAAGAAGAACUUUAUAGAAUGCUGGCUCAUGAGGAUUUACGGAAGGCUGCAGUUCUCAUCUUUGCAAACAAGCAGGACAUGAAAGGCUGCAUGACAGCUGCCGAGAUAUCUACAUACCUCACCCUCAGCUCCAUAAAGGAUCACCCGUGGCACAUUCAAUCCUGUUGUGCUUUGACAGGAGAAGGAUUAUGCCAGGGCUUGGAGUGGAUGACCUCCCGUAUUGGAGUGAGAUAGCUUUUUUUACUUUUUUUUUUUAUUCCUCCAAAAGAAGAGACUUCUAUUUAUCCUGUGAACAUGUACAUUUUUCUGUACUUUUGGCUGCUGAGGCAGUGACCAUGUUUAAUUUAUAUCAGCCAACUUCUAAGCUGUGCUUGAAUCAAGCGCAAUUGAACUGAAACACAAAAGUAUUUUCUUAACUUUUUUUAAUACACUAAUCUGCCGGUGGAAGAACAUAUGUGAAUCUGUUUUUAGCAUUGAAAUUCCUCUGAAUAUGUAUUCUAACUUUUUCGAUGGUAGCCUUUUAAAAUCUGUUUUGUCAUUGUCAAUAUUUCAUACUUCCUCUUUCUAAAUAGUUUGUAUAACUUACUAACAUAAAUGAGCACAGUUUAUUUAAUGAUUAAAAGUAGUGAUUAGGUUAACUUUACUCUGCCAUAGCUUUCUUUAACCUCUAAGGAUAACCAUAUCUCCAGCUAGACUUCCCAGAACAUCAGUAGCAUUCUAGCCAGCAGUGGAAUUAAUAGUUACGAAUAUGAAUUUGUAAGUCCUUAAUGAGUUAGCUAUAGUUAAUAUUGUGGUGGCUUUUAACCUGGUAUACAGUGGAGCUUUUGCCUUAAAAAAAAUCUGUUUCAGUCUCAAUUUCUCUGGUAUGUAGUUCUAGGAUAUGAUUCUUUUACUUGAAAAUACAUCUCUGUACAGAGGAUAAAAAAUUUUGUUAUUAAGUGCUAGAGUAGUGUUUUAGAACUUGAAUACCUUUUUAAAAAUAAAUCUCUCAUAAUUAAAUUUGGAAUCACAGCAGCCAGUGUUAUGUGUAGACUUGCUGUAUACUGUUAAAGUUUUUAAUUCUGUAUACAUGAGCCUUCCUCACCUUUUAGUGAGAAUGCUGUUUUCUAAAUGAAUGCAAAAUCAAAAGGGAAGCCAGAUUUAUAAGCAAAACAAUACCAUGGUGCUGUGUCUGUAGACUUCAGACUGAAGCUAAUCUUGACAUAUAUUUACCUACUAUCACAUAUGUUUUCAGAUUUUUUGCUGAGAAAUUAUUUUGCCUUAAUUUUUGGUUUUAGUCUUAUUUGCACAAGGGGAGAACUUUUGGCAGUGUUUGAGUUAGAUUCCUUCACCUGAAAUUUGAAAAACAGGUGGUGAAGGAUUGGACCUAGUAACCCUUAAUUCAAUUUGAAGGGAAUGAAGUUAGAUCUAUCAAGAUAAUGUAAAGAUAUGGAGUUAAUUGAGAACAUUAAGCAUCAAAAAAAUCUGACCACUAAACGCCCAAAAAGUCAUAUGAGGAUUAAAAAAAAAAAACAAACCAAAACCAAUAGUGGACACCCUAAAUCCUAGUGAAGUCCCAGCAGCAGUCAGGUACUAACCUGCAUAAAUGCUUGCCAGGCCUUCCAAAAGCACCGUUCUAUACUUCUGCAUGCCUAAAAGCCACGUGGAGUCUGGUUACCAGAACCAUUUUGUGAAUUGACUGUAGGCCUUUAAUGACAAAAUGUUUUUGUUAAAUCUUGUUUUGAUAAUUCAAGCACACAGAUUUUUCUUUAAUAAAAUUUUAAGCUUUGUAAAUUUCAAU